Messenger RNA from Letharia columbiana, 819 nucleotides. RefSeq lists its product as uncharacterized. The coding region runs from base 1 to 819 and encodes 272 amino acids. Gene Ontology annotation, molecular function: heme binding; monooxygenase activity; iron ion binding. The record is from RefSeq and is a predicted model, not a curated record. The transcript has 3 exons. Lineage: Eukaryota; Fungi; Ascomycota; Lecanoromycetes; Lecanorales; Parmeliaceae.
AUGGCCACUACGGUCGUUAUACCGGUGCUGGGCGAUAUGAGCUUCGUGCAGCUUGUGAUCUACAGGCUGGCUUUACUUGUCUUGUUCAUUCUCAUCCGACAGCGCUAUUUCUCCGUCAUCAGCGAUAUACCCGGUCCUGUUUUGGGCACCUGCUUCCAGCUCUGGGAGAUUUGUAGGGGCCGUUUCAAUGAGAAACUGGCUCGCCUCCACAGAGAACACGGCAUGAUACCUAUCCUACAACGAAGUCACGCCUCGACGAGCUCAGCCAGCAGAAGAAGCCUUUUGAACUCGGCCUCUAGCUCCACUUUCUCACGUGGGACAUCAUGGGCGAAGUCACGUUCUCCACGCGCGUCGGCUUCCUCGACCGAGGCCGCGACAUCGGAAACUCAAUCGAGAACAACUCCGGCCUGGCCCUCUACGUCACGUCGACCGCGUACGCGCACUGGCUACACACCCUCCUCCUCGGCAAUCCCAUUCUCCGCUGGCUUGAUUUUCCAACCCAAAGAGCACACCUUCAACACGACCCUGAACGCCAUAGCUGCACGCGAGAAGAACACCGAAGCCAGAGCUGACAUGACGGAGCAAUGGAUGGGCCAGCAGGCGCGAUAUCCCCAUCGCAUGACCGAGAAAGAUGUCCUGUGCGGCGCUAUGAGCAAUCUGGGCGCCGGUGGCGACACGGUGGGAUCGGUCCCGCAGGCUUCCUUUUACUACUUGCUGAAAGAAAACCCCGUCCAUCUGCGACGCCUGCGCGAAGAAGUCGACACCGCUCAAGCGGCAGGGCUACUGUCUCCGGUGGUCUCGAACGCCGGGGCGCUGUAG